CGGCAUUCCGUCAUGAAGCAUAGCUGCGAUGUACCUCAGAUAUGAGUGCGAAUCUACCAUAUUUUUCUUUUCAUAUUGGACGCUCAAAUGAAGCACCUCACUGCGGCGGUUCGACCACUGUUUACAUCGGGUUAAAUCCGGCCCCUCGUCCCAAUGCCUUAUCCUCGUCCGGUCUCCCCGCUUUCUCUCGAGGUACUCUCGCCAUCUGCCUCUGAUCCGGAUGUCGAUGGAGCUAUUGGGUCUGAUGAUGAGCUAGAUGCCUCAGCUCGUGCUGCGAAACGUCGGAGGAUUGAGAAACUUGCGGAGGCCUACCUCCAAGGAUCACAGCUUUUCAUCCUCUCCGCCUCUCUAAAAGGGCCGUUUGGGAAGGGAUGGAAGAAUCCUUGGAAAAAGGAUAGGAAAUGGAAUGCGCAUUUGAGCUACUGUCGCGACACCCCGCAAGGGAGCAUCAAUAACUCGGAGAUCGCCGUUGUGCAAGAGACAGAACCCCAUGAAAGGAGAGAUGAUGCUGCUUCUCAAAGGAACUUGCACCGCCCAAGACCGCAUGCAGUUGAAUUGGAAUUUGACCCUACAAGCUCCUACCAAUGUGGAAAGUCACUGGCGAACCAGAACUCCAAAUACGAGUCGUCUGGGGAUGAUGCCCGCCGUCGAACCUCGACAACAACUCUUCAACGCAAGUCGAAAAGGUCAUUGUCCCACAUGAUUGGGGCCCAGGACUAUACCCCCAUACAUAGAGAGGAACAUAGCUGGCUGAAAAAGGCUCGAACGCGAACCGGCAUUCGGAAUCUUGAUCCUCCAACCUCGCCAUCGAGAGCCGUUGCUACGAGACAGUUAGAUGUUAAAGAUCGCCGCGAACGCGAAGUCUCCUUGGCCAAGAGGUCACCGUUAAUUUCUCGCACCCAUCGGUCUGAAUCUAUUCGAGCUGAUGAAGCCCCGUUGCCCACAAGGUCUUCGUCCGCCCAGCAACGUGUUUCACACUCAGAUUCGUUCGUUAAAUCGCCCUCUGCGAUAAAUGCAGGAUCUUCUCUCCAUGUCACUUCUUCAUCUCAUCUGCCCACGUUUGAAUACCGCCGGCUAAGAAAUGCCAUUGCUGCGGAUAAUCGACGUUCAAAAUCUCCAGGAGUCUCAGAUCUGGAUGUCGACAAUAUCAACACUGCGGUUGCUGUCGAAGCUCUUAAAAGGCGAGACCCUCCCGUAGUCGUUGCAGAGGAACCGUCGGUAUGCAACGUGGGAACUGACCUAGCAGCGAGCGAAGAGCAGCGUCAACGCUCUAUAACUGACCGGGACGUAUCCAAGGGUUCAAAACUCAAAGAUAGCCGCUCGGUUUCAUUUCUGGGUGCAAAUAAGCCACCCAGUAAUACUACAAGCGAAAGAUUCCCGUCAGGUCAAGGAGUCCCUGGGAAUCCGAACUUGGCUGAUUUUGUCACUUCUUUGCACUCGACGGCACUACCAGGAGGUAAUUCUGAUUAUGACGGAGAUACAAGUCCUGAGGCACAAUUUUCCACCCAGGCAGCUGUUCUGCUGGCGCAACGAUCCUUCCAGAAUGCCAUCGACAGCCCUGAACUCAAUUCCCUAUCUGCAUCCAAAAGAAAUCUCCCAGUUAACUCGCCUUCCUCCAGCACAUCGCACCCGCAAGCUAUCACUCCAUUCUCUCAAAUCAACGCUCGCCGGUCACAACCAACCGCGGGAGAUGCCUUGCAGAUGAUGAGCACACAAUGCAUGAUUGAUGCAGUAACCCCUUUUACGUUCAGCACAGAAAAGAAACAAUAUCGCCAUGUCGGGACCCUGUCAGAAGCUGUAACAUCGAGUCACAAAAGGCGGAAAGGCCCAGACUCUGCCGCGUCUUCACAACGUUUGCACGAAAACAGUUCUUCGCCGCCAGAAAAUCGCAUGGGGGCAGAAUCUGUUACGUCCUGGGCCAAUUCCAUCACACGGAGCAUACCGGAUCAGUACCCAGAUGCAAACGAUGACGGUGAUUAUACAGAGUUAAUGGGGUUGCCGUUGACAUUAACCGGAACAACGCCUCCCACAGCACAGGACGCUCAAAACGGCGGUGACAGUUUCAAUCUCAGUCAAGCCAUUGCCGAUGCCGGAAGCUGGUUGCGGCAGAGUUGGGACUUCACCAGAGAUUUGAGGAAGAGUGGCACAACUGGACCACCUUCGUCUACUGCCGCUUGAGAUGCUUUUUGGGCAUGGAUCAAAUACACUACUGAUUAAGUGCAUAUGAUUGCAGUAUAUCUAUCUCCAGCUGACUUAUUGUUACCUUCGUGUUCCCUGCACUCUCGAAGCUGGGCAUCCUCUGCUCUAAUAUCUUUGCUUUAUAUUUCUUAAAUGUUCAUCUAUCAUCUUUCUAGCCUUUCAUUCAUUUUCUAUGAUAAAUGUGCAGUGCAAUACCCUAGCAUAGGAAAUGGCGUUUUCACGGCGAUUAUGACAUGUAGAUUUAUGUAAAGGUAGAAGCUGCUGGCAGAGUCUCCACCAGCUGAAUGUAUGAAAGAUUGACCACUGGCUAAAUUGAGAACUCUUUGGCUGAGACAGA
Monascus purpureus is the source of this 2536-nucleotide messenger RNA. NCBI's taxonomy places the organism in Eukaryota, Fungi, Ascomycota, Eurotiomycetes, Eurotiales, Aspergillaceae. The record is from the annotation of a GenBank genome assembly.